AUUGAGCUUACCCACUGGAUCUGUUGCAGUUGUGCAGGUGUGUGCAGCUAUGAGGGCAGAGGAGGAUUGUGUUCUAUACGCAUCAGUGAACCUUUGCUGAAACUGCGACCCAGGCGAGACUUGAUUGAGACAUUAUUACAUGAAAUGAUCCAUGCCUUGCUGUUUGUCACAAAUAAUGACAAAGACCAUGAGUCUCAUGGCCCUGAGUUCUGCAAACACAUGCGAAGGAUCAACAGAAUGAGUGGAGCCAAUGUGACAAUUUAUCACAACUUUCACGAUGAGGUGGAUGAAUACCGGCAGCAUUGGUGGCGUUGUGAUGGGCCCUGUCAAAACCGACGGCCUUAUUUUGGAUAUGUGAAGCGGGCAAUGAACAGAGCACCAUCAGCUCGAGACCCGUGGUGGGCAGAGCAUCAGCAAACCUGUGGUGGAACCUACAGCAAAGUCAAGGAGCCUGAGAAUUACAAGGUGAAGAAAGGGAAGCACAGAGAAAAGCCAGGCAAGCUGUCCAAAUCACCAAAGGAAGGAAAUGGGUCUCUAGGUAAAUCCCCAGGCAUGGAUAGUCGUCCUGUUAUUCCAUUCAAUGGAAAAGGCCAUGUGCUUGGAGGUGGGAGCACAGAAUUGGUAUCUCAGCGGACACCCUUGGGGAAGAUUCCUGAGAGCAGCAGGUUGCUCAGCCCGCCCUCCCAGUUUGUUUCCUUGGGGCAUGAAUCAGGAUCUAGGCCCUGGAAUGUUAAAUCCAAUGAGCAGAAAUCUACUUCGCAGGCUGCAAGUUUGUCUGACCCUGUCCCAUUGAAUGCUGUGUCACCGUCUGUCCUCACAGGGUGGCUGCUGAAAAACCCCAGUGACUACACAAGCCCAAAGACACCUAAAAGAUCUGUCAGCAAUAAUCGGGCUUUCGUCAACAUCAAUGGUUCACCUGUUAGGAUUGGCAGGACAAAGCCAAUCAACUCUACAAAAGACCCUGUCCUUAAAAGUGGCCAAAAAUGGUCUGUAACUGAACUACACAGGACUCCUCGACCAUUAGGUCAAUCUGCCACAGGUGCAAGUGCCAAAAAAAGGACUUGCAUUGAGCCAUCCUUCCCUGGAGAGUCCAUCAUUCAUGCAUUUGAGAGAUCACCAGCACAGAGACAGGGUCAACAGUCCACAAAAGCAAGUGGGUCUGUUGAGGCAGACUCCAGUGACUGGCAGAGCCAGAAUGUUAUGGGUGCACCAGUAUCACAGAUGGGCAGCCUUGACAUUGUGCCUGUUGACUGCCCCGUCUGUAACUCUGCUAUCCUGCCAUCUGAAAUUAACCAACACUUGGAUUCAUGCCUCCAGCCACUUGGAGUGGGCAAUGGAGAACACACUGCAAUUUGCAUGUGAAACUAUGGAUCGUGAGUUUUCUUUCAAUGUUGUCAAAGUCUGUUAAAACUUCCAUGAAAAGGGGUAGAUUAGAAUUUGUGGACUUAAACCCCCUUUUCCCUCUACUGUUUUGAGGGUUUAAAGAAUGAUAUUUUGCACAAUGUUUUUUCUGAAAGAUGUUGCUAUUAUAACUAACAUCUCACAUGAACUGCUUCCUUUAUGCUUCAUGUUGUAGUAAUACAUUUUAUUUUUUAUGUAUACUGUGUAAUCUUUUUAUCUUUGUAAAAUAAUUAAAUUAUGCACCCUGCCAAUAAAGCUAAUU
Molecule: messenger RNA, 1663 nt
Organism: Rhincodon typus (whale shark)
Lineage: Eukaryota; Metazoa; Chordata; Chondrichthyes; Orectolobiformes; Rhincodontidae
Gene: sprtn
Product: SprT-like N-terminal domain
Exons: 4
Biological process (GO): DNA repair
Cellular component (GO): nucleus
Molecular function (GO): metalloendopeptidase activity; single-stranded DNA binding; polyubiquitin modification-dependent protein binding
Source: RefSeq, a predicted model, not a curated record